This is a messenger RNA of Siniperca chuatsi (mandarin fish), 1980 nucleotides long. RefSeq lists its product as uncharacterized. The transcript is spliced from 3 exons. The coding region runs from base 501 to 1163 and encodes 220 amino acids. Lineage: Eukaryota; Metazoa; Chordata; Actinopteri; Centrarchiformes; Sinipercidae. The record is from RefSeq and is a predicted model, not a curated record. Gene Ontology annotation, molecular function: protein binding.
UGCCAGUUCUGUGAGGUUCAAAGUGGAGAGUGAACUUGGAGCCUCUGUUUGACUGUGUCGGAAUGUAGUGAGGUUGGAGGCAGCGCGUCUCCCUUUCGUUUUCCACCGCGCACGGUGCCUUUAGGGCGCACUUGCGCAACACCAGGGAGAGCUGCGGAAAGUCUGUGCAUCUCGUUUUCUCACCUCUUGUACACGCAGCGAACUGCGAGGGAGGGGGGCGUGUGUGAGGAGGCGAGAGGGAAAUCCAUGACUUCCGCGUUUUUCCUCCCUGUCUGAAACUGAGUGCACAAUACAGUAGACUAUAAAAAGCGAUCAUGGUGCUUUCAGUCGCGACAUUCGCUUAAAGACUGGGCUGUGUGAUAUCAAGAGGACUAUCUUGUGGAGGUAAACCACCGAACACCUGGAGCUGCUCAACUUCCAAAGCUUCCAUUUGCACCACGAAGCCUUUUAUUCGCUGAACCCUUCAGACUGGGCGAAGCUCAGGUACCUACUGCCGAUUGAUGGGGAACCAAAAUAAAGAAAUGGACGUUGAGUCUCUCCAGAAGAGCGGGCGUCGGCGUGGAGGCUGCCUGGACAUUUUUUUCUUCAUAUCCAUCAUGUUUCUGUUUGUGGCGGUGACAGCUAUGGCUGCUGGGGGAGUGAUUGUUGUGAUGGAGCUGAGGUCCAAACUGGAGUCCUCGCCUCCGUCCUUUGAGUUUGAGACAUCAAAGCUGACAGGAGACACACCUUACCCAGCAUACAAGAUGCAGAACUUUGUCUAUCUGGAAGCCAGCUCAAGCGAGCUGAAGACCUCCACGAUGCACUGGGCUCCAGUCCACUAUGCAAAUGGGAUGUCUGUAGGAAGCAACUUCUUGUUUGACUCAGAGCAGAAUUCGCUGAAGCCCAAACGAGUGGGGACCUACUUCAUAUACAUUAAUCUCAACCUCACUUGUACCUACAACUGCAGCGCAGGCCUCCUCAGCGUGAGCGUGGACGAUAAACUCACUUGCGAGGUGGAGCUUCCGGAUGUGGUGGAUUCAACACCUGUGAGCAGGAAGUGCUGGACAGUGAGCUGGAUAAAUGGGGAGAGACUGCUCACUCAGAUGACUGUACCAGAGGCGGGACUGCAGAACUGGAAACUGGAGCUGAGCAGCUCAAGAUUCGGGAUGUUCCUCGUGGACUAACAGGGACACUGUAGUGCUGCUACUGUCAGCAAGGUGCAGAUCUGCCCGUGACCUGUUGGUUGUCACUAAGAACAACACCAGUUUGUGUUUUCCUAAAGUCCAAGUAGGUGAAAAUGGGCAGGCGCUGGUGCCAUUUUCAAAGCUAUGACUGAAGGUGUAAGACAUUGAACCUCAGCAAGAUUUUAAGGUGGAAUCUGAAGAGAAGUUGCAUUUAUGAAAAUGCAAACAUCAUAUGGAAAAACUAAACACCUCAUUCUGUAUAAAUAUGUAUAUAUGUUACUCUGUAUAUGAAAUAUUUAUUUGAUGAUAUGGAACUAUUUAUGUACUUAUAUUUAUAAAGGUGUUGCUAUUAUUGUUAUUUAUAGACAUUUAUUUUGAUGUAGAUAUCACUACAUUGGUGCUGAUGUGCAAUACACUGCAAGUUUAAUCAGCCUACAUUGGGUUAGAUGUGACUAUAGCUCUGUUUGGGUGGGGGGGAUUAAGUUGAGGCUCACAAAAAUGUUUGAUUAUAAUUCUACUCCAAAACCCCAAACAAGCUCAGGGACCUCAUUUAGAUCUGCUGUAGUUAAGUUGAGUCUUUUCAUCUCCUCUGGCAAAUAGUGAGUAACACUCUGCACUUAAAAUAACUUUACAGAAACACAGUCCCAUAAAAAUGAUCCUUUUGUAAUCAAAACAUGACCAGAAUUACUAAAAUAUCUUGUGGACUCAUGAAUUGAGAAAAUGUUUUGUUUUUGAAAAAAUAUGUAAGUCCUAUGGACAAACUACACAUUAUUGAAUGUAUUUUAUUGCAAUCCAUAUUAAACUUGGAUAUGAUGAA